Messenger RNA from Oppiella nova, 1157 nucleotides. Lineage: Eukaryota; Metazoa; Arthropoda; Arachnida; Sarcoptiformes; Oppiidae. The record is from the annotation of a GenBank genome assembly.
UGAUAUGAAUGCAUGUGUUGUGCAGUGAAUAGCGAGAGUAAGACGUAUUGACUGCACAAACGCUACACAACCAACGGAUCACAUGUUUAUUGCUUUGCAUUCAUCGCUCACUUGCCGUUCAAUCACACAGUCGUCCACUCAUUGCACCACUUCUUGAGCGCAUUAUCUGCAGCCAUGUCUUCAUAUACCGUUCAAUACAUAACCGACAAACUGAAGCAAGAGUUACAGACAACACAUUUGGAAGUCGAGGACAUGUCCGACGGUUGUGGCGCUAAGUUUAACGCAUUGAUAGUGUCGGACAAGUUUGAAGGCAUUCCCCUCUUAGGCAGACACCGGAUGGUCAAUCAGAUCCUGGCCACUGAACUCCAGACUAUACACGCCUUCACGAUGAAGACAAUCACUUCCAAACAAUACCAAGACUUGCGGGACAAGAAGUCUUAGAGUCAUAGCAUUUAGUCUUACGUUAAAUCUAUAUUUGGAUCCAAUUUUCUGAUUUAAUAUUUAUUUUCCCAAUAAUUGUCUCACAAUUGAAUGAAUGGUUAUUUGUAUUGAAUGAUUGGACACUUUUGUACACUAUUUUCAAAUCGUAUGAAUUGAAUGCAAACUAUUUUCUCUGAAAUGCUAAUCUGAUCCCAAAAAUAUACUUUUAUUACUCAUUCAUUGAUGCGAUUGUCUUAUGAAUUGAUGUAAAUUUCAAGUCAUUGAGUGAGUCUUCGGUUCUUGAGGUCAACCCAUAGCUGAUCUUCGCGUCAAAUGAACUCAAACUAUAGUCUAUUAUAAAGUCAUUUCCGCGUCAAUAGUAUUCAGAUCUCAAAGAACUCUUAGAAAAUUAGUUUCAUUUGUGACUACUUUUCUCAAUCAGUAAACCAAAAAUAUAUUGAAAUAAAAAAUCCCAAAAAUAAUGGUGAAUAUUGUGGUGAAAAUUGUUUUGAUAGUUUUGGUCAUUUUAUUCAUGUAUCACAUGUUUGUGUCCAUUGACUUGAAUCGAGUGAUCCGUUGGAUUAAAUUAGUCAACACUACCCGCGCUCUCAAACACCUGUUGGCCGAAGACUCGCCCGAAUAAUGUCAUCGAAACUAUAUCUCACAACCAAUUAUUGUAAACUAAUUACUUGUAAUCAAUGAAUUGAUUAAUAAAAAUACUUUCAUUCAUGUAAGCG